This is a messenger RNA of Daldinia decipiens, 866 nucleotides long. Its product is annotated as mitochondrial inner membrane translocase subunit. Gene Ontology annotation, cellular component: TIM23 mitochondrial import inner membrane translocase complex; mitochondrial inner membrane. The transcript is spliced from 5 exons. Lineage: Eukaryota; Fungi; Ascomycota; Sordariomycetes; Xylariales; Hypoxylaceae. Gene Ontology annotation, molecular function: transmembrane protein transporter activity. Bases 226 to 690 code for a protein of 154 amino acids. The record is from RefSeq and is a predicted model, not a curated record. Gene Ontology annotation, biological process: protein import into mitochondrial matrix.
UCUUCAUGUACAAGAUCCAAGAUUUAUUUUCAAGUUUACAAUACACUCCACGCAAAAACCUGCCCGCCCUGACAAAAACGAACGUCGUCGCAAUACCCCUUCGUCCCAUACGAGUAAGACUUGCCAAUAGUCGUUUGAGAUACUGUUUGCGACCACAAUCAGUAGAAUUCUAGUCAUCCCACCUCGAAAUUCUAGAAUUUCCCGCCACUAUACCAGACACUUAAGAUGGAUCACACAAGAGACCCUUGCCCAUGGGUCAUUCUGAACGAUUUUGGAGGUGCAUUUGCUAUGGGUGCAAUCGGCGGAACUAUAUGGCACGGUAUCAAGGGUUUUCGGAACAGUCCGAUGGGCGAGAGGAGAAUAGGUGCAAUCACAGCUAUUAAGGCGAGAGCACCGGUACUAGGUGGCAACUUCGGUGUAUGGGGUGGUUUAUUCUCGACGUUCGACUGCGCGGUUAAGGGAAUACGGAAAAAGGAAGAUCCUUACAAUGCAAUCAUUGCGGGCUUCUUCACCGGUGGUGCUCUAGCUGUCCGAGGAGGAUAUAAGGCGGCGCGAAACGGUGCUAUCGGUUGCGCCGUUCUCCUUGCCGUCAUCGAAGGUGUUGGUAUAGGGUUCCAAAGAAUGCUUGCGGGCUCAACGAAAUUAGAGGCGCCUCCGCCACCGCCCGACGCGGAGAAGGCUUUCGCAUAGAAUCCUUGAAAACGAAUGCGACGAAAAAAAAAAUAUUCCCACUCUGCUCCUUUCCGAUCUAUUAUCGAAUCGGUUUCGUGUAUUUAUAUCUCAGGUCUAGGCGGUCUUUGCAUAACCAACACGGAUGGUCGGGCGAUGAAUGACAUGUAAAAUAAGAGGAUAUUGCCGCUGUGUUG